This is a messenger RNA of Phalaenopsis equestris, 1190 nucleotides long. Its product is annotated as aldo-keto reductase family 4 member C9-like. The record is from RefSeq and is a predicted model, not a curated record. Gene Ontology annotation, molecular function: aldose reductase (NADPH) activity. The transcript has 7 exons. Bases 124 to 1038 code for a protein of 304 amino acids. Gene Ontology annotation, cellular component: cytosol. Lineage: Eukaryota; Viridiplantae; Streptophyta; Magnoliopsida; Asparagales; Orchidaceae.
UUCCCAGUCAAUGUUCUGCUGCUUCUGUUUUGCAGAAGUUGCAUCAAUAACCGUGUAGGCUUCGUCAAUCUCCUAUAAGUACUCGAGGAAGAACCAUUACGAUCAGUCUUCAGUUAUCUCUUCAUGGCUAGGUUUUUCGAGCUCAACACAAGGGCGAAGAUCCCUGCCGUCGGGCUUGGCACUUACCAGGCCGAACACGGAGUAAUAGAGGCCACCAUCGUUGCAGCCGUCAAGGCUGGGUAUAGGCAUAUUGACUGUGCUCCAUUGUACAAUAAUGAAAAAGAGAUUGGAUCAGCUUUAAAGAAACUAUUUCAAAAUGCUAUCGUGAAGCGAGAGGACUUGUUUAUCACCUCUAAACUAUGGUGCAGUAAUCUUGCACCAGAAGAUGUGCCUGAGGCAAUCAAUUUAACCUUGGAAGACUUGCAGCUUGAUUAUCUGGAUCUGUACCUUAUUCAUUGGCCUUAUCGUCUUAAGAAGGGUGGCAGUCCAACUCCCGAGAACUUUCUUCCACCUGAUCUGCCUGCUACUUGGGCAGCCAUGGAACACCUGCAUGCUUCAGGCAAAGCUCGUGCCAUUGGUGUCAGCAAUUUCUCUUCGAAGAAAUUGGAGGAUUUGCUUGCAGUUGCGAAAGUCCCCCCUGCUGUCAAUCAGGUAGAGUGCCACCCUGGGUGGCAACAGGCCAAGCUCCAUGCUUUCUGUCAAUCAAAUGGCAUCCACAUCUCUGGUUAUACUCCGCUAGCUCGAUCGAAGGAACUCCUUGGACACCCUGUUGUGAGCAUGGUGGCCGAGAAAUUGGGCAGAACUCCUGCUCAGGUUGUUCUACGAUGGGGGCUCCAAUCAGGCCACAGUGUGCUUCCCAAGAGCGUCAAUGAAAAAAGGCUUAUUGAUAACAUUGGGAUUUUUAAUUGGUCUAUCCCUGAUGAUUUGUUUGCCAAAUUUUCUGAAAUAGAGCAGGAAAGGUUGAUUCCGGGAGAAUUUGCUGUUCAUCCCCAGAGUGUUUACAAGACUUUCGACGACCUCUGGGAUGGCGACAAUUGAGCACCCCCGGCCCAUGUGAUAAAUGGGCUACAUUGAUUUCAGAUUUUAUAUUAACAAUUUCAGUGUGGCCUGUUAUAAUAACUUUAACAAUGCUACGAACAGACUUGUUUGUUGUUGAGUAUAAUAAGCCAAAUUUCAGUUGAUUUUUUGGA